UUAGAAAUAGGGAGAGCCGGCCAAGCCGCCAGCCCGGAGCACGCCGCGCAGCGAGCGGCCGCACCCGUAUCCAUGCUGCUGACCCUAGCCAGCGGCGCGCUCUUCUUCCCCGGGCUCUUCGCGCUCAGCAUCUGGGCGCUGCACCGCUUGCGGCCCGGAUGGACGGAAGACGACUGCCUGACGGUCGGCACCAGGUUAGUGUCCUCCGUGCAGGCAGUGCUGGCCACCGGGGCGGGGCUCACCGUCAUCAUCUCCUGCAAGAACGUGGUCUCAGACAGGCACUGGCUUGCCACAGAAUAUGUCUGGUUUUUGAUUCCAUAUAUGAUCUAUGACUUCUAUGCCAUGUACUGCUGCGAAAGGUGCCGAACCAAAGACCAGAAACUCACACGCACCACCAUUAUCCGAAACUUCCUGAUCGAAAACCGCCUUAUGGUCACACAUCAUGCGGUCAUUCUGUUUUUCCUUGUACCUAUUUCACAGAAGCUCCGAGGAGACCUUGGAGACUUCUUUGUCGGAUGCAUCUUCACAGCAGAAUUGAGUACUCCGUUUGUGUCGCUGGCCAGAAUAAUGAUCCAGCUAAAGCAGCAGCAUACACUUCUUUACAAGGUCAACGGAAUCCUCACGGUGACCACCUUUCUGUUCUGCCGGAUCCUUCUGUUCCCAUUCAUGUACUGGUCCUAUGGCCAACAAAAAGGACUAAGCCUGCUCCAAGUGCCAUUUAAUAUCCCUUUACACUGCAACAUGGCCAAUGCCAUCCUCAUCUCUCCCCAGCUCUACUGGUUCUCACUGCUGUGCAAGAAGGCAGCCCGGCUCUUUGACACUGCCAAAGCCAAAAAGGAUGGUUAAUUACUCUCAGGGGUCAGGCACUCACACUAGCUGCCUCAGUAUUCCAAGGACCAAAUCAUGCCUGGGGUAGUCUCUGCCUUCUGGAUGUUGAUAAGCCUCUGGAUUUUUGGUCUUCUUUUUUUUUAAAUCCCCAUUGCCUCCUUCUUCUAACCAGCCUUUUGCAAAAGCACUUUUUGUUUUGUUUUCUGGUGAUAACUUGGAUCCUGUCAAAGCCCCGCUGCAGUAGUUUUAACGCAAGCCUAAGGAGCCUUCCCUGGGCCUGUGGUAAGAGUUCUGGGAGGUGAAGCACUGCUUUCCCCUUCCCACCCACUCAGGGCAACACCCGGCAACACCCGUACUGGGUCAGAAGCAAGUGACAACUUGGUUCUUGAAACUGUGUCAUUUUCCAAUACUAGGAAAGACAUCGUGGGUAUGUCUUUUACUGUUUACUAGACAGCCCUUGUCCUUAUCUGUAUAUCAACAAUGAAUUCUCAUACUCACUGACUUCUAAUCAGAAGGGCUCACUGACAAUGGGCAGGAGGCAGGGCUGAGAACCUGAAGCACUUGAGUAGGUCAGGAGGCCUGCGUCUCUGCAGGCUGACUUUGUGUAAAGACCAGUAUCAAACUUGUGAGCCUCUCGAAAGCAGUUACCUACACCAUUUCCUUUUUAGCAUGGCCUCUCAUGACCAGUUUUCUGUGUCCACACACACCAAAAACUGGCCUGAAACUCCAGGGACAAGGUGGAGUGAUGGCUUCUAUAGCAACUUACUGGGUAAUCCCACACUGACACUGCCCUUUCAUACAAAAUGGACACAGACGUCUGCUCUCUAGCUCCUGAGGUGUCAUGUAGGCCUGUGCUUCUAGCGCUUCCUGCUAAGGCAGACCCGUUUCUGUGUUGAAUGUUUGAGCCACAGAAAGCUAGAAAACGGGAGAAGCCAGACAAGCCAGAGCAUGUCCUGUGGACCAGUGCUGCUUGUUAGCCAUGUGCUGUAGGAUGUGGUGUAGCACAGAUCAUCUCUCACGGCUGGCUGGGGGUGAGAGGACCUGCUGCCACUACUUCAGGUGGCAGCAAAAACACUACAGUGCCUUAUAAUUCACUGUCCAUGGACUUCUAAAGGACUGGAUGGUUGUAUCUCAAGUUUUGAGUUUCAGUCUUUAAUAGGUGCCAUUUAAACAUAAAAAAUGCUGUUUUGUGUUUUUUUGUUCUGUUUACUGUACCCACAAGUCAUCCAUAUAGUAAUUAAAUUGCACUAAAUUCUC
Mus pahari (shrew mouse) is the source of this 2085-nucleotide messenger RNA. RefSeq names its product TLC domain containing 3A (gene Tlcd3a). Gene Ontology annotation, cellular component: membrane; endoplasmic reticulum. The coding region runs from base 73 to 846 and encodes 257 amino acids. Gene Ontology annotation, biological process: lipid homeostasis. The record is from RefSeq and is a predicted model, not a curated record. The transcript has 5 exons. Lineage: Eukaryota; Metazoa; Chordata; Mammalia; Rodentia; Muridae.